Molecule: messenger RNA, 954 nt
Organism: Trypanosoma rangeli
Lineage: Eukaryota; Euglenozoa; Kinetoplastea; Trypanosomatida; Trypanosomatidae
Exons: 1
Coding region: 1-954 (317 amino acids)
Source: RefSeq, a predicted model, not a curated record
AUGCCUUCUGAGAUUUCGCCUGAAAUAUCCAGUCCACUUGAUCUGGGCAUUUGGAGUCCAGUGUUACCCGCGGUGAUGGUGCAGACAUCUCAAAACAACCAAGAAGAAUGUUGCCCGUCGCCGUGCCGUGGGCUCACCGAUAGCGGCGCAUCCGAACUGGCUUUAUCCUCCUCGUUUUAUGGGGUAACUCAUCCAACUAGCCCACUCGCACUGAACGGUGAGGCAUCUGUCCGCGGCGUUGUCAAGAGUGGCGAAAAGAGUCAUUCUCCAACGCGUGGCAGCGGUGGUGGUGGCGUUUGCGAAACAACAUUCGCUGCUUCUUUUGUUGAGAUGCCCGUACAACCGAUAUCGGGACUCUCAGGCCCGGAGGUGAUGCGGCUUUGUCCCCAUGACGUUGUAAAGUGUGCUGAACAUCACAAGGAAAGGACUGUACAGAACAUGUGGAGCUUCGUGAAUGAGGCGGGUAAAGUUAUCUGGGUGUGCCGUUCUGAUGUGGCAUGCAAGAUGCAGAAGGGUGGUCGUGCAGCUUGUCGUAGCUCACGUUUUAACGAACCGCGUCCAUCUGCGUUUCGUAGCAUGGCCUCAACUCCCGGUGCCACUGUCACCACAAUGCAAACUCCACAGGUUGGAUUUUCAAUGCCACACAUUAACAAUCAUACUACGGCUUCCAGCGGGGUGCCGUUGUACUGCAUUGGUAACUGCGGGGCUUUUGUUGCAACACCCGUUGCCGUUGCCGCCUCGUCCAACUUUACUCAACCUCAGUUUCUGCAGCAUGCGGUGCAUGGAGAUCCCAUGUUUUGGCUUCCCGUUCCACCAAUUCCACCACUUCCACCAGCAGUUUACGCCCCAGCCUCUGGGGCAGGAGUGGUUGGAAGGGCACCGUCCGCUGGUGUCGUCCCACAGUUCGCGUUCCCCCCCAGCUGUACGUGGGUUUCCUCCUCCCUUUCACGCUAA